This is a messenger RNA of Chara braunii, 2124 nucleotides long. NCBI's taxonomy places the organism in Eukaryota, Viridiplantae, Streptophyta, Charophyceae, Charales, Characeae. The record is from the annotation of a GenBank genome assembly.
GCGGCCAGUGGGGUUCUACUGUCGUCCACGGGAUGACGAUCAACUCGUUGAAUGGCAACAAUAUCGAGUAAGGAACCUAGGGACGAGGAUACGCUACCAUCGCGGCAGGAGUAUCUGAAGCCGUACGAUAUCAUCCCUCACACCUUCUAUCCGAGGGCAGAGGACGUGGUGAUCGACGACGACGACGAAGAGGACGAAGACGAGGAAACAUCGGAGGAGGGAAGCUAUAGUGAACAUAGCGAGGGCGAGCUGAGCGAAGGGGAAGAGAAGGAAGAAACCGGAUCCAAGUGGGAAGCCUUGCCGGAGGAAGCGACGCGUACGGGAACGGAGGCAGAAGAUCCGGAAGCGGCGCGAAAGCGCGAAGAAAUUGCCACCGGGAAGUGCCAGCUGGAAUUCGCUAGCGAAGCUAGCCUGCGCAUCGGUAACGAUCCGACCAGGGAUCCAGAGCCGCCGAAGCCCGAAGAUGGCCACCCUGCAGCCGCCACCUCAAGUACCGCGCGACGGAGACGGAGCCGAUCCCCCUCCUCCUCCAGCCCCACCCGUCCCCCAUGGAUUCGAUGUCCGAUGGGUAUCUGCAACGCCCCCGUGACCUUUCAGCGAGCCAUGAACAUGGCUUUUUAUAAUUUCGUGAGAAAGACUCGUUUGGCACAGAGCAUCGUCAACUACUGCGUGAUUGUGUACAUGGAUGAUAUCUUGGUGUAUUCGAGUUCCUACGAGGGACACGUGCAGCACAUCGAAUGGGCACUGCACGCGUUACGGGAUGCGGGCUUCAAGGUGGCGCUUGAGAAGUGUAAGUUUUUUCUUACCACCAUUUCCUCCCUAGGGCACGUGGUGACAGACAAGGGACUCCAGCCGGAGCCACAGAAGGCGACAACUAUUAGGACUGCACCGGUGCCUACAACAAUCACGCAAGUUCGCGCCUUUCUGGGCCURGCCUCGUACUACCGAAGAUUUAUCAAGGGCUUCGCGGCGAUUGCGGGACCCCUCAUGAAUCUGCUGCGCAAAUAUUUAUCGUUGAUCUGGACGCCGGAGUGCGAUCAAGCGUUUUCCAAACUCAAGGCUGCUCUCAUUUCGACUCCAUUCCUUAUAAGACCGGAUCCCGAAAAGCCUUUUGUUCUCAUCACUGACUGGCAGCCAGAGGCAAUUUCGGCGAUCCUUGCCCCGGUGGGACCGAGCGGACUCGAGAGUGUGGUGGAGUAUGCCUCCAAAUCGGUGCCAGCUUGCAAGCGCAACUACGCUGCUCCAAUGGGGGAAUGGUACGCGGCUCUUUGGGGAAUCAGCCACUUUCGCGCUUACCUGUACGGGCAAAAGUUCACCUUGAUAACUGAUCAUGAGCCCCUGUUGGCUUUGAAGAAAUCGAAGGAUUACUCUGGCAUGAUCGGGCGAUGGGCAACAGUGCUGCAGAGCAUGGACUUUGACAUUCGUCAUUGGAAGCACGAGAGACACGGGAAUGCGGACGAACUGACACGACUGCACCGGCCUGAGAAGGUUCCGAAGAGUGAGGAGGAACCUAGGGACGAGGAUACGCUACCAUCGCGGCAGGAGUAUCUGAAGCCGUACGAUAUCAUCCCUCACGCCUUCUAUUCGAGGGCAGAGGACGUGGUGAUCGACGACGACGACGAAGAGGACGAAGACGAGGAAACAUCGGAGGAGGGAAGCUAUAGUGAACAUAGCGAGGGCGAGCUGAGCGAAGGAGAAGAGGAAGAAGAAACCGGAUCCGAGUGGGAAGCCUUGCCGGAGGAAGCAACGCGUACGGGAACGGAGGCGGAAGAUCCGGAAGCGGCGCGAAAGCGCGAAGAAAUUGCCACCGGGAAGCGCCAGCUAGAGUUCGCCAGCAAAGCUAGCCUGCGCAUCGGUAACGAUCCAACCAGGGAUCCAGAGCCGCCGAAGCCCGAAGAUUGCGACCCUGCAGCCGCCACCUCAAGUACCGCGCGAGGGAGACGGAGCCGAUCCCCCUCCUCCUCGAGCCCCACCCGUCCCCCAGUUCGCCCACGUACCGAUGCGGCCGAUAGGCCUUCGUCCUCGGACGCUGUCCCGCUGGCCCCUUGAUUUCCUCACCCUCGAGCAGAUCCGUACCCCCAUCACCUUCCCUUCCCAUCCCUUCCUUCCCCAUCUCUUCCGCGA